Messenger RNA from Suricata suricatta (meerkat), 1987 nucleotides. It is a transcript of the gene SCFD1, whose product is annotated as sec1 family domain containing 1. The transcript has 23 exons. Lineage: Eukaryota; Metazoa; Chordata; Mammalia; Carnivora; Herpestidae. Gene Ontology annotation, cellular component: Golgi membrane; cytosol. The record is from RefSeq and is a predicted model, not a curated record. The coding region runs from base 61 to 1806 and encodes 581 amino acids. Gene Ontology annotation, biological process: endoplasmic reticulum to Golgi vesicle-mediated transport; intracellular protein transport. Gene Ontology annotation, molecular function: syntaxin binding.
GGCGGCCACGUAAUCUUCGGGCUCUUUUCGCCAACCGGGCAGUGGCUGGUGGGAGUCAAGAUGGCGUCGGCCGCAGGGGCUAGUAUUCGAGAGAGACAAACAGUGGCUUUGAAGCGUAUGCUGAAUUUCAAUGUGCCUCAUGUUAAAAACAGCACUGGAGAACCAGUAUGGAAAGUGCUCAUUUAUGACAGAUUUGGCCAAGAUAUCAUCUCUCCGCUGCUAUCAGUAAAAGAGCUGAGAGACAUGGGAAUCACUCUGCAUCUGCUUUUACACUCUGAUCGAGAUCCUAUUCCAGAUGUUCCUGCAGUGUACUUUGUAAUGCCAACGGAAGAAAACAUUGACAGAAUGUGCCAGGAUCUGCGAAAUCAACUCUAUGAAUCAUAUUAUUUAAAUUUUAUUUCUGCCAUUUCAAGAAGUAAACUGGAAGAUAUUGCAAAUGCAGCAUUAGCUGCUAGUGCAGUUACACAAGUAGCCAAGGUUUUUGAUCAGUAUCUCAAUUUUAUUACUUUGGAAGAUGAUAUGUUUGUAUUAUGUAAUCAAAAUAAGGAGCUUGUCUCAUACCGUGCCAUUAACAGGCCAGAUGUCACAGACACGGAAAUGGAGACGGUCAUGGACACUAUUGUUGACAGCCUCUUCUGCUUUUUUGUUACAUUGGGUGCUGUUCCUAUAAUCAGAUGUUCAAGAGGAACAGCAGCGGAAAUGGUAGCGGUGAAACUAGACAAGAAACUUCGAGAAAAUCUCAGAGAUGCAAGAAACAGUCUUUUUACAGGUGACACACUUGGAGCUGGCCAGUUCAGCUUCCAAAGGCCUUUAUUAGUCCUUGUUGACAGAAACAUAGAUUUGGCAACUCCUUUACACCAUACUUGGACAUAUCAAGCUUUGGUGCAUGAUGUACUGGAUUUCCAUUUAAACAGAGUUAAUUUGGAAGAAUCUUCAGGAGUAGAAAAUUCUCCAGCUGGUGCUCGACCAAAAAGAAAAAACAAGAAGUCUUAUGAUUUAACUCCAGUUGAUAAAUUUUGGCAGAAACAUAAAGGAAGUUCUUUGCCAGAACUCCUUGAAAAAAAAAGACUUAUCGAUCUCCAUACAAAUGUUGCCACUGCUGUUUUAGAACAUAUAAAGGCAAGAAAACUAGAUGUAUAUUUUGAAUAUGAAGAAAAAAUAAUGAGCAAAACUACUCUGGAUAAAUCUCUUCUAGAUAUAAUAUCAGACCCUGAUGCAGGAACUCCAGAAGAUAAAAUGAGGCUGUUUCUUAUUUAUUACAUAAGUGCACAGCAAGCACCCUCGGAGGCUGAUUUGGAGCAAUACAAAAAAGCAUUAACUGAUGCAGGAUGCAACCUUAAUCCCUUACAAUAUAUCAAACAGUGGAAGGCUUUUGCCAAGAUGGCCUCAGCUCCUGCCAGCUAUGGUAACACUACUACUAAACCAAUGGGUCUCUUAUCACGAGUCAUGAAUACUGGAUCACAGUUUGUGAUGGAAGGAGUGAAGAACCUGGUAUUGAAACAGCAAAAUCUACCUGUUACUCGUAUUUUAGACAAUCUCAUGGAGAUGAAGUCAAAUCCGGAAACUGAUGACUAUAGAUAUUUUGAUCCCAAAAUGCUGCGGGGCAAUGACAGCUCAGUUCCAAGGAACAAAAAUCCAUUCCAAGAGGCAAUUGUCUUCGUGGUAGGAGGAGGCAACUACAUUGAAUAUCAAAAUCUUAUUGACUAUAUAAAGGGGAAGCAAGGCAAACAUAUUUUAUAUGGCUGCAGUGAACUUUUUAAUGCUACACAGUUCAUAAAACAGCUGUCACAACUUGGACAAAAAUAACAUAGAAGAACCUUAAUUAAUAUGAGAAACUACUUGGAUAACCUAAAGAGAAAAGUCAAAAGAGCCAGAUGUUUUCUUCUUCGUAUCAGUGCCCUAACAUUGAAACUUAGAGUUAAUUUUUAAGGAAGUUAUAUACCUAAUAUAAUGUAUACUAAUUAAAAUAAAGCAUUUCAGAAAUAAA